AGACACAAUAAGCUGAAAGAGUUCCUGUUUGGAGUUAUAAAUUAAGAAGUUUCAAGUCAGAAAAGUUAGAGCUAUUUGUUCGUUCCGAGGCGAAGAAUCAACUGACUUAAAGACAACAUGGUAGGACAUUUUCUCUGUGCCUUGCUGCUUAUCUUGGUUCUGGGAUUUGAACAGGGAUCCUCUUCUGUUUUGAACGACCCAGACCGGUUAGAGGAAGACACCUACACUACAGCAGACGUGGCGGAUGACCUUGCCGAGCUGAAUGACCUGGAAGUGGAACAGGUGCAAGACAGCGUGUCGGCCGACGUCUGCAAAGAGAUCAAAGAUGAAUUCAAAGCCGUGCAGAAAAAAUCCAUGGCUGAAGCCAAAAAAGAAAAACCUGAUAGCAUGAUAUUUUGGAGACAGGUAGCAGUUAGACGAAGUCUGAGAAGAAGCUUUCAGAUACUACAACAUGGUAAAAGAUCAAAGGUGGACAACUCGAUAGCGGUGAGGGCAUUACGCAACGAAGCUUGUGCCAAGCAUGCCAUACAAGACAUUUGUGAGACGACGAAGGUUUUGGACCUUUUAAACAUACCUUUGAAUACAAGAAAGAGGAGGAGAAGAAGGAUAUGCAAGAGGAAGGUUCUUAAAUGUUUAGAACACGAACCCCUGGGGAACAUAAAAUGUCCACAUAAGUCUGAGGAGAAAGCCCGUUUUAGAACAAUUGAUGGAACUUGCAAUAACGUGAAUCAACCCCUUUUUGGAGCAGCUGGUACUCCAUUCAUACGAGUACAACCAGCUGAUUAUGCAGAUGAGGUCUCGGCACCUCGCGUGGCAGAAAAUGAAGACCAGUUACCCAACGCGAGAAACGUGAGUCGUUUCGUUCAUGGCAGCAAUGCAAACCUCCAAAACCCUAAUUCUCCAAGGCUGACUCACUUAGCAAUGAAUUGGGGUCAGUUCCUGGACCAUGACUUAACGCUGGCAGGAGAACAACAUGUUACCUGUGAAACCUUUCCCUCUAAUGAGUCAGAGUGUUUCAACGUUGAAGUUCCGGCCGAUGAUGACGUCUUCCAGAGCAGGGGUGUUACAUUCUUCGAGCUGAUUCGAGAUGCUCCCUUUGAAUUUAAGCUAGAGUGUUCACCAGGACCAAGAGAGCACACCAACACGAUAACAGCUUUCAUCGACGCCUCCAACGUUUACGGCUCCGACGAGGAGGAGGCUGAACACCUUCGAGCACCCGACGGGACAAUGAGAAUUAUGACACCUCGUCACGGCUGCCCCUUAGGGGAUCUUUUACCUGCACAAACAGAUCCUGAGAUACCAUGCGUAUCAAAAGAUCCUAACAGACCUUGUUUCGUAGCCGGAGACGAGCGCGCGAAUGAGAAUCAAGGUCUCAUGUCAGUGCAUACUCUCUUCGUUCGGGAGCAUAACCGAAUAGCAACAUUUUUCGGUGAAAACACAGAAUGGGAAGCGGAGCAGAUUUACCAGGAGACCAGGAGAAUCGUUGGAGCGGAAUUACAACUUAUUACAUACAACGAAGAUCUACCACUACUUCUUAGCCCCAAAACGAUCAGAGACAACAAUCUCGCUCUGCUGAAAGGAACACGGUAUUUCAAUGGUUACAACCCUGGUGUCAAUGCCCAAAUGUCUCAAGCCUUCUCUGCGGCGGCUUACCGAUUUGGCCAUAGUUUGGUUCAAGAGGAGUUUCUACGUCUAAGUCAGAAUGGCUUUGAACACAAAUGUAGCGAUGAUUCUAAGUCAGAGUUCUAUCCUAUCCCAGUAAAGGACUUCGGUAAUCCAACCUACCUAUACGAAAAGUGUAACGGGGGUGUCGAUUCCAUUUUUAGAGGCUUGGUUAAAAGUCCAGCGGCCAAAGUUGAUGGGCUCUUUUCCAAGUCUAUACAAGAAAACUUGUUUCGAGGCCCUGGUGACUUGUCCGACCUCGUAUCCCUGAACAUUCAAAGAGGACGUGAACGUGGUGUGCCUUCAUACACAACAUAUCGAAACACGUUUUGUAAAAUUACGCCUAUAGUAAACAGCUUCGAAGAUCUGGAAAAGGCUGGCAUCAACCGAAAAGAUAUAGAUAAUUUGAAGUCCCAGUACCAGUCAGUCCACGACGUCGAUCUUUUUGUUGGAGGAAUGUUGGAGCCGGCAGAUUCAGAGGGAGGAGCACUAGGGAAAACCUUUCAAUGUAUAUUAGCUGACCAGUUCAAACGCCUACGAGAGGGUGACCGCUUCUGGCAUGAAAAUGCGCCAAACCGAAUAAAGAACACUGAUAAAACAGCUUUUACGCGAUGCCAACUGCAAGAAAUAAGAAAGGUUACAUUGGCCAAGAUAAUCUGCGACAAUGCUGAGAACAUCCCUUCUAUCCCCAGGAGGGUAUUGCAACAGUCAAAGACAUUCGUCGAUUGUAAAAAGCUACCCGAAAUGAACCUGGAUGUAUUUACACCAGAUUUCAGAUGUCCGCGCCAGGGAAGAGUUUUGGGUGACGGCCCAGACCUUAAGGAUGAAGAUAAAGAAGGAUCGACUCGACUGAGUAAUCCGUCCACGAAUAUGGGAUAAUUCAUCAGCCUCUUGACCCCGACUCGAGGAUUUGCACUUGAUUAAUUCUAACUGGGUUUCAUGUUUUAAGCUUGAUUUGCGCAUGAUGUAGAUCAUAUUUUAAAUUUAAAUUCUUAAAAUGGAGUAUGAAAAUUUUCAGCGAGAUAGCUUGUUUAUGAAAUGUAACGUUUCUUUGUAACUGGCUGUACUGUUUUUCAAACUUACAGGGGAUGGCGCCCUUAUUAUUACCAUUUGUAGCCUGCAAGAUCUUGCCAUUGGUGUAUCUGACAGGCAUUAAGCUAAUUUUGCUGUUGUUGUUGUUGUUGUUUCGUAGUUUCGAAACGAUCGCCUUAGAUAUUAAUGUAGUAAAGUUUACUUCAGUGACGCAUCAA
Messenger RNA from Pocillopora verrucosa, 2912 nucleotides. RefSeq names its product peroxidasin homolog pxn-2. NCBI's taxonomy places the organism in Eukaryota, Metazoa, Cnidaria, Anthozoa, Scleractinia, Pocilloporidae. Gene Ontology annotation, biological process: response to oxidative stress. Gene Ontology annotation, molecular function: peroxidase activity; heme binding. The record is from RefSeq and is a predicted model, not a curated record.